Molecule: messenger RNA, 637 nt
Organism: Gossypium raimondii (Peruvian cotton)
Lineage: Eukaryota; Viridiplantae; Streptophyta; Magnoliopsida; Malvales; Malvaceae
Product: heat shock factor-binding protein
Exons: 5
Coding region: 145-414 (89 amino acids)
Biological process (GO): cellular heat acclimation
Cellular component (GO): nucleus; cytosol
Molecular function (GO): transcription corepressor activity
Source: RefSeq, a predicted model, not a curated record
AAGGAACACUACCCUCCACCUUUAUAAAAAGCAGCGAUCAAUUCUAAAAUUUUCCCUCAAUCUCAACGCAAUUCAAGUUUUCGAAUUGAAGCUACGGUUUAACGAACCAGCGGGAAACAACAAUCCAAGAUCCACUGCCAAUCAAUGGACGGGCAUAAUUUGGAAGACUCAAAGCAAAGCACUGCUGAUAUGUCUGUUUUCGUGCAAAAUCUUCUUCAACAAAUGCAAUCCAGGUUUCAAACAAUGUCGGAGUCCAUCAUCACAAAGAUAGAUGAAAUGGGAGACCGUAUAAAUGAGCUGGAGCAGAGCAUCAAUGACCUAAAAGCAGAGAUGGGAAUGGAGGGCUCUCCAUCCCCUUUAGCCCCACCAAAGCAAAAGUCAGACGGAGCGAAUCAAGAGGAUGACUCUGCAUAAAACUUGGCCAAAGAUUGUAUUUAGCGGUUAAUUGUGAAUGUAAUUCGUUCUAAUUUGGUGAUAUCUUGUUUCGAGACUACUUUCGUGCAAGAGAGAGCAGGGACAUUACUAUGUGUCCCUGCUUUCCAGUUUUUUUACAUGUACCAAGUUUUUCUUCUGUGAACUGGGUUGUUUUGGCAAUUUAUAGGGGGAAUUUAAUGAAUUUGAAGUUUUUACCGUGCAA